Messenger RNA from Cydia strobilella, 2990 nucleotides. RefSeq lists its product as uncharacterized. The record is from RefSeq and is a predicted model, not a curated record. NCBI's taxonomy places the organism in Eukaryota, Metazoa, Arthropoda, Insecta, Lepidoptera, Tortricidae. The coding region runs from base 236 to 898 and encodes 220 amino acids. The transcript has 3 exons.
CAAAAAAUGAUUGUCAAAAUGGAGUUGAUGUGUACUUAGGUCAGCCUUUAAACAUUUUUGUUGAAUUAAUGGAUUUUUCCUCUACUCCCAUUAGCAAUUUGUGUUAUAAACUAUUGCUUACACUUCAUUAGCAACGCUGGUCGCAUUAGGCUCUUUAUUUACGUAACAUAUCAUCAUAAAACCGUAAUGUUUUGAAAGGGCCUUACAAUCAACAUUUAUUCAAUUUUUAUCAAAAAUGUCCGCGGCCAACGCGAUAGAAAACAGUGAAGAACUGGAGAACGUGCCACUAGUGCGUAUGGAGGACGUACAACCUUCGAGAGAAAGGAAUUGCGAAGAGGAAGUACUAGAAACCUGUGUUGUUGAUAACAUUGAGUAUGAUUGUGUAGUCAAUGAAGAUGAGGACUCGAACAUUGGGAGUAUGGUGUCCAUUCAGUCAGAAGAAGUGGUUGAAGAUGACAGUGACACCGCAGAGAUGAUUGUUCCUGAAGUUCUCGAGCCGUUGGAUGAAAUUCCAAUAGUAAGAGAUGUGACACAAAACGAUAUAGUCCUAGAGCAAAAACACACUGACAUAAAGCCACCAGACAGCUGGCCAACCCUCGAAAUCCUCCCCGGAGGUGUCAUCAAAAAUGCCGACAAAUGUGAAGAUGAUCUCCAAUAUCCAGAAGGCCCGGAGAAGGUGGAAAAGGGAGAGAUGAUGUACGCUUGUGCGAAGUGCUCGGAGAGCUUCAAGUACCUCUUCUGUCUGGUGAAGCAUGUGAAGUGGCAUGAGGAUGAGAAGAAAAAAGAGAAAGGGCUGGAUAUGGCCAAACUUACAAACCGUAAGAAAUGCAUCGUUUUGCAUUCAGGCAAAAAGAAGAUGGGCCAGCGUGGAAAAGCCAAGAAAACAAAGAGAUCAUAGUAUCGUAGCUUCAUUAUUAACUAACACAGGCUAAAAGAGAAAUGUUUUGACUUUUCCGGUGAUAAAUACUGUCACAUCGUGCAUAACAGCCAUUGGAAAAUUCAUUUAAUUCCCGAACGCAUUCACACGCUAUAAAUUUUCAAUGUUAACUGGUUUUCCAAUGGCUGUAACGGUUCUUUGGCGUAUCAACUUUUAGACCUACACUUUUCACGUCUCUGGCGUUACCAAAAAUGUCUCUGGAGUUACCAAGUAAUCAUGUUUCAAAUUUAAUCUUUGUCUAAAAACUCUAAAUUUUGGGUCUAUCCAGAGAUUAAGUCGCUUGUUUGAGCAUAUAAUAUAAAAUGAUAUAAAAGUUAUAGAUUAGUAUCGGUCUAAAAGUUGAUUCACCCUCUUAUGCGUUGCGAAAUUGUGGUAACUAGUAAGUAACAUCAACCGAGUGCAGUUUCGUCAAUCGGUAAAAAAAGUUAUAGCAUUGUUAAAGACACCAUAAAUACGAUAGGAAAACGGAAAUUAUGAUGUUUUUUACCAGCAAUUAAUGAACUUUUUUGCUGCUGAUGGACAGUGCAUUUGUAAUAAAUUAGCUACUUCAUGGACAUCGUCUAUGCGAUUAUCUUGCGGAUUUUGCCCGAUCACUGCUGUCUCCUGGGACACAUCUCCGAAAGGAAUUAAACCACGACAGCAUGAAUGAUUAUUUGAAGAUUUACGUAAAAAACGUAAUACUUAUGAACGAUACAAUCUGUUGCUUCCAUGUGACUACCUCAAUCUGACAAUUUAAUUCAAAAUUAGAGUUGUCGUUUAUAAGUAAUACAGAUAGAUAUAGAUCGCGAGCCAGGAACAGGUUUCCAUGACCAAUCGCCUCCCGGCCGAUAACUCGUAUAGUGGUUAACGGCUAUGUAUGAUGAACCCUCGUGGACGUCAGCUGCCGCUCCGUUGGUGGGUUGAGGAAUGGCAGCCACCGAAACACGUAAAAAAAUUUAGUCAUCGCCUCCCGUUUGAUACUUUGUCAGAUGAUAGUUUAGACAUAGUAUAAACAGGGCACAGUAUGUUAUCUUCAUACAACGCACCACCCACACAUACAAGUCGCGCGCGGUGCGUUUGUAUGAAGAUAACAUACUUUGCCCUGUUUAUAGUAUGGUUUAGAUGCUAUUGUUAAUUUAAAAAAUCGUCAGCAGCUGUAUCGCGGAAAGAACUAUAGAAAGAACGUCAGCUGGUCGCAUGAACAUGUAAAAAAAUGUUUAUGUCAUCAACUGACAACUGACUUUCCACCGCGGUACAAUACAACCGGCUAUUUUUUUAAUUCAUGAUAACAUCUAAACUAAACUAUCAUCUGACAAAGUAUCAGCCGGGAGGCGAUGACUAGCGAUAUAUGCUCCUGGCCCGCGAUCUAAUAGAUACAGUAAGUAGAUACAGUCAACCAAUUUUACCCCAGGUUAGUGUAAAACCAUAUCAGUGAGGUUAUCACAUCACUAUUUGUCAAUGGGGUAGGCAAUUGUCAACCGUUUUUAUACAAGGUGCCAGCAUAAGUUUUACCUGUCUCUAGGUUUGUUCUAUAUUUGGCUUAAAAUUCCAGAAAGAAAAAAAACAUGUAUUUGACAAUAUUCGUAGGAUCGAUAGGUAAAACCUAUUCUGUCUCCAUCUGUAAAAUACUUCGACCGGCCAACUACAUUUGAAAUGGUUUUACGGUGGCGUAGGAAUCUAGUUGUUGUGUAUGUAUACAUAUAUAUUUCACACCACCAAAUAUGAUAUAGAGCAGACAAGUAAAUGUUAGAUCGAUAGAUAAGUGCAUAAGGGGAGUUCAAAUCGGCUGCUUAUUUCUGUCAAUAUAAUAAGUGUUUUAUUUUAAUGGGUUGUAUUCUGAAAGCAAUUUUUCAUACAUAAAACCCCAGGCCAGGCACUGCCUCAUUUAAAACAUAGAGAGAUCAUACUGUCCUUUUCUGACGCUAGUACUAGCACCCAAAAGUAAUGGAUGCGUAUAGUAUUUCACGUUCGUAAUUACUGACAAAUCUGGUUUGCCAGACUAUAUAGAGCUAAUAAAACCCUCAUUUUUAUUUUCAUUACUGGAAACAACCAAAACACAAUUUUCAUUACUGGA